Molecule: messenger RNA, 1796 nt
Organism: Brassica rapa (field mustard)
Lineage: Eukaryota; Viridiplantae; Streptophyta; Magnoliopsida; Brassicales; Brassicaceae
Biological process (GO): proteolysis
Molecular function (GO): cysteine-type peptidase activity
Source: RefSeq, a predicted model, not a curated record
AUGUGUGCUUGGUGUGUAAGUGUUCUUGGAUGGUUCCGAGACUACAUUCGAUGUGAAUAUAGUGAAGCAGAUGAUUUGGGUCGCGGGAUAGGUACACAAGGGGUUGAAGGGCUUUCUCAGACGUCGUAUGUGCCAGGCUUUGAUCCAUCUCAGGACAAAAAAGAAGAAGACUGGUGGACUCCAAUGACUUCGGUCCGAGGUUCAGUGGAUAAUCCAGUAAAGAAAGAAAAGACAGAGAUGAAUACAGCUCCACCGCCGUCACAGUGGGAGAAAUGGUGCAAAAGAAAAGGUCAUGGACUUCAGCUUAGCGAUUCACCAUUGCCAGAAGAUGCUUCUCCGCAGGCGUCACUUUAUUAUAUCUCCGAAGAGUCAUGGAAAGGAUUCACGGAAUGGGCAUUAAAGCCUAUACCUUUAACAAUUGGUCCUACAUGCUUUAAUUUGUCUGUAGCUACAAGAGUAGUAAGUGCUGGAAAAUGGCUUGGAAACGAGGAGAUGGAUGCGGUUAUGUUUAUAUGGCGUGUGAACACUACAUUGAAUCGUUGGGCCCCUCGGCGUGUUGCUUUCAUGAGUGCUAUGUUUUGCCUCCAAGUAGACGCUGCAUACAAGAAGUUUUUACCAAACAAAAAAGCCUAUCAAUUGCCUGAUUUCCUUCUUGGGUACGGCAGAGGAGAGCUUCCAUCUCAUGGGCGGACUGAUCUAGUUUGGGGUGUUGAUGUUGAUCGACUCUACUUUCCUCUGUUUGUAAAUGGUAAUCACUGGGUUGGUGUCUGUGUAAACAUCAUUGAAAGAAAAGUAGAAGUCUUUGAUUGCGGUCGGGGAAAGAACAGACAGUACGUUGAGAAGUUUGCUGCUAUCAUUCCUAGGAUUGUGAAGUCCGUUGCACCACAAGAAAGACAGAAGCAGCUACUCCUCUCAUCAUAUUCUAUCGUGGAUGUGCCUAUGAAGUUGAGAUUGAAUAAAAGUUGUUGUGAUUGCGGUGCAUACGCUUUGAAGCACUUGGAAUGCUCGCUGCUUGGUCUUGACGUCAGUUUAGUGGAUGAUGAAAUCAUUAUGGGUUGUAGACAGAAGAUUGGAGUGGACUUAUGGGAGGCUGCACACGACCCCAUCUUUGCUGAGGUUAUGACACGAUAUGUGCCUUCACCAUGGGAGAGGUCUGAGGUCUUUGACCUGGAGGAUGAUUGAUUAACUGUGAUUUUAGUAGUUUGGUUUGUUAGAAUUAAAAACAACUUUGGCUUUGGUAUUUGAUUUGAAUUAAGAAACAACUCUAGCUUUGAUUUUGUAUAAAUUAUGAAACAACCCUAUAAAGAACAAAAUCAUAAAAACUGAGGACCCAAACCCUAAACAAACCCUUAACUAAAACCAUAACCAUAGACAUACCCUAACCAAACCCUUAACUAAAACCAUAACCAUAGACAUACCCUAACCAAACCCUAAAACCAUAAUACAAUCAUGAUUCUUAAUCAUACCCUAACCAAACCCUUAACUAAAACCAAAUACAAAUUAAUCCAACGCCUCAAACACACACCUAUUUAUUGAUUAUUUUUGUACAUUGGUCACUAUCUAAGUACGUCCAUCCACUAUGUUUGAUAGAUGUUUAAACACUAAUUUAGAGGGUUCAAAGACAAAGUUCUUGUGGUGUUAUCGAUAAAUUUAAUGAUUUUUUUCUGCUCUGCCUUAGCUAGAAUACGCGUUCUGGGAGUAUGAAACGACGUAGUUUUGGUUAUUUUUUUGACCUAAUCUCUUUUCUUCCUCAUUCUUCCUCGACAGAGAGAUUGCAGCGGCGAAAAUUUGGAGAU